UUCAUUUUAUCCGCUUUCUUGUGUAUUUUAAUUCCAAUUUCCCCUCUAACAAAAAGAGGAUUAGGGUUUCAUUAUGUUUUUUAUUGAAAGAAUACGGGUGUUUAUUCAUGUAUUUUUUUGUUGAAACUAAAGAAUCAGGGUUUAGAGGGAAAAUAAAAGGGAGGAAGAGAGAGUUCCCUUUUCAGAAGAAUGCCGUUUUAUUAAAUUGUUAAAGAAGAACAAGGGUUGUUUUUAGAAGAAUGGUUAUUUCUUUAAUGCCUUCUACAAUGUUGAAAUUCUGUUUUUCUUUUUCUUUUUUUGUAAUUUUAGGCAAAACAAAUUCAGCGAGAGAACUUCAUAUCUGUUAUCAUCAUUCGUCAUUAAGUGCUCGGUCUUUCUAUCAGAGGAACCGAGAAAGAAAGUAACAGCAUGGUGGCCACUAAAGGAAAAGUCAGCGUGGGCAUGAAUCGAGUUGCUGAAGAUGCCCAUACCUGCAGAACAGGUGUUAGAACUUUUAAAGUUUAUUCAGAAAAUGAAAAGAAUAAGGAUGCUGCUAGCAUUAAAUCUGCCAGGGAUAGUUUUCUUCCUGCAAGAAACAAAUUUUGCAGAAGGAUACCUAACAAAGGAUAUCCUCCUGCCAAUGCAAGUGAUUCAAAGGGGAGCUUGAAAAUUGCGGGGAAGAACAAUUGCAAACACGACAAUUCUGGACUGACUGUAAAUCAAAAUGUCAGAAGAAAAGCGUUGGCUGAUGUAAGCAAUGUGCAGAGCGGUAAUGCAAGGGAUGUGGCAUAUGAUGUUUCAAAACCAAUGAUUUCGGUGGGUCCAGGCUCUAGGACUACGAAUCUUUCAUCAAGAAAAUCUGCAAAGGGAAAAAUGAGGGAUAAUCUAAGUCAAAAGGCUGGUGACCGUCAUGCUUCUAGGAAAGCAGGAGCUAAAGAUCUAAGGGUCUCUUUAGAAGAUCAGAAGACCAACGCCAAGAAUCAUGGUCAUGAAUCCACCGUUAACAAUAGCAGGAGGAAUGCAAGGAAUUUUGUUGCAGUGAUGAGGAAGUCUCUACCAGUGCUAAAGAGGGUGAGCCAUGCAGAUGCAAGUAAUGCAAAGGACAAUGAUGGAAUGUCUGAGGAAACUAAUAAUAUUAGUGAGUUUCCUGUUAAGGUUAAAGUGAAUAAGAAAGUAGUACCUCAGGUGGGCAUGGGUAGGAGACAUCUAUGGAGAAAUAGAGUGAGUGAUGGCUUCAUAUUAAUGGCCCCUAGGGAUCAAAAUAAUGCUGAAGUUCGUGUAUCCAGAAAAUCUGUCAGGCCAAUACUAAAGACUGAAAUCAAUGCUUCUGGUCACCAUAAGGCAUCAAGAUCAAAGUGCAUCUCUAGUUUGAACAAAUCCAAGUCCGUUGCUCCUAUAUCAUCAAAGAAAAAAACACCUGUGACAUCUUUCCCAGAAAACAUGCCCUUGGUGAUUGCCAAUGAAGUUACUCAAGGAGAACCUUCAUCUGACAACAACAAGAUGUCAAGUGCUAAUCACAAAUCAGAUGUCAUCACCAUAGGAAAAUCAAGUCGAAGGAGAUCUUAUACAUCGUUAUUAAUGACAAGAUCAAAGUUACUAGAGGAACAUGGUGAAGUUAUUGAGCAGGAAAAGCUACCAGCUAUAGAUGAUACUUCCAAUCAACUGGAAGUUGCUGAAUAUGUAGACGCGAUAUAUAAGUACUAUUGGAUUUUGGAGGUGCAGAAUUCAUCUCUGGAAAAUUACAUGGCAAUUCAAACUGACAUUACACCUCAAAUGCGGGGCAUAGUUAUCAACUGGCUAAUUGAAGUACACUUUAAAUUUGAAUUAAUGCCGGAAACUCUUUAUCUUAUGGUCACAUUGUUAGAUCGAUACCUAUCUCAAGCCCAAAUUAAGAAGAGUGAACUGCAGUUGGUUGGUCUUACAGCACUGUUUCUGGCAUCAAAAUAUGAAGAUUUUUGGCAUCCUAGGAUCAAAGAUUUAAUUAGCAUCUCAGCAGAGUCGUACUCAAGAGACCAAAUGCUUGUAAUGGAGAAGCUUUUACUGAAGAAGUUGAAGUUUCGUCUAAAUGAGCCGACUCCAUAUGUUUUCAUGUUAAGGUUUCUCAAGGCUGCUCAAUCAGACAUGAAGCUUGAGCAUUUAGCAUUCUACCUCAUUGAGCUCUGCUUGGUUGAACACAAAGCUUUAAAGUUCAAACCUUCAAUGCUGUGUGCGUCAGCUAUCUAUGUUGCACGGUCUACCUUGCAAAUGGCUCCAGCUUGGACUCCUCUGCUUGCCAGACACGCACAUUAUCAAGUCUCCCAAAUCAGGUAUUACUUAUUAAGAUUAAUUUCCAUUAGUGGGUACUUUUCCACCAAGUUGAUAAUCAAACUUGAUUAUUAUAGGGACUGUGCUGAGAUGAUAUUGAGAUUUCAAAAGGCUGCAAGAACAUCACAAUUGAGAGUCACAUAUGAGAAGUACAUGAGGCCUGAUCUCAGUGGUGUUGCAGCAAUAAAAACCUUGAGUGAACUUCCGCUUUGAUUUUGAUAAGUAAAUUUUUAUGCUACAUGAGAAGAUUCCCUUGAAAUAUAUGCUUGUACUUCCCCCCUUCUUCAAAUUGGUUUUAUCACGUCACCACAACGGAAAGAUUGUGUGCUUUGUGUGAUUGUAAUCUCCGGUGACUUUGCAUACCAGAGGAUACUGCUUUCUUAGAAAUUAGAUCACUGUAACUUUCUCAAACGUAGUAGAAGUAUUAUAACAACCUCUUGUUGUAAUGUUCCUGUC
This is a messenger RNA of Populus nigra (black poplar), 2739 nucleotides long. Its product is annotated as putative cyclin-B3-1. Gene Ontology annotation, molecular function: cyclin-dependent protein serine/threonine kinase regulator activity. The transcript is spliced from 22 exons. NCBI's taxonomy places the organism in Eukaryota, Viridiplantae, Streptophyta, Magnoliopsida, Malpighiales, Salicaceae. The record is from RefSeq and is a predicted model, not a curated record. Gene Ontology annotation, cellular component: centrosome; cytoplasm; cyclin-dependent protein kinase holoenzyme complex. Gene Ontology annotation, biological process: mitotic cell cycle phase transition; regulation of cyclin-dependent protein serine/threonine kinase activity. The coding region runs from base 409 to 2496 and encodes 695 amino acids.